AUGUUGGCAACUCGUCACAACGUGCUUCAGAGCACACUUCUGCCUAGGGCUGCCUGGGAGGAAAACGACCUGGGAGGGAAAACUGACUUUUCUGACUAUCAUCUCUGGAAAGCUGCAGAAGAUUCAGGGAAAAAGAAAGUAAUUUUAUUCAGACAAGAUUGUGCUUCUCUGUCCCGUUUGUGGCAUAGCAUGGAUUUGACAUCACUGCAACAUAAUAAUCUACAAAACAGACUGAUAAGGGAGUUGGAAAGAGAAGAAGGGGAAAAAGAAGAUGAACAGAUAGUUGCAGAAAUCAUGAGAAGGCGUUUUUUCCCUGCAGUUAUAACUCAUAAGGCCUGGGAAGGCUUUCACUUUGCUGGCCAUGAAAUAAGGAUUACAGAAGCCACUGACUCUUAUGGGGCUGUCGUCUGGCCAUCGGCUCUUGUUCUGUGUUAUUUUUUGGAAACUAAUUCUAAACAAUACAAUUUGGUUGACAAAAAUGUGAUUGAAAUUGGAGCUGGAACUGGGUUGGUCUCCAUAGUAGCCAGUUUACUGGGUGCACUUGUGACUGCCACUGAUUUGCCAGAACUGCUGGGAAACCUUCAGCACAAUGUUCUCCAAAAUACAAAGCUGAAAUGCAAGCACCAGCCUCGUGUUAAGGAAUUGUCUUGGGGAAUUGAUUUGGAAAAGAACUUUCCUAGGUCAUCAUGUCACUUUGACUACAUUAUGGCUGCUGACGUAGUUUACCAUCAUCCCUUCCUGGAUGAACUCCUCCUAACUUUUGAUCACUUGUGCAAGAAUGACACUGUUAUUCUGUGGGCUAUGAAAUUUAGGUUGGACAAAGAGAACCAAUUUGUGGGCAGAUUUCAGACACUGUUUGACUUGGAGGUGAUUUCCGAUUUCCCCAGUUUGAACAUAACCUUGUACAAGGCAAUGAGGAAAGGCAGGAUGAAAGCCACACCUUCCAUACCAGUGGCCUGA
Messenger RNA from Colius striatus (speckled mousebird), 960 nucleotides. Its product is annotated as protein-lysine methyltransferase METTL21E. Gene Ontology annotation, biological process: peptidyl-lysine methylation. Gene Ontology annotation, cellular component: cytosol; cytoplasm. NCBI's taxonomy places the organism in Eukaryota, Metazoa, Chordata, Aves, Coliiformes, Coliidae. The record is from RefSeq and is a predicted model, not a curated record. Gene Ontology annotation, molecular function: protein-lysine N-methyltransferase activity.